Messenger RNA from Hordeum vulgare subsp. vulgare (domesticated barley), 2053 nucleotides. RefSeq names its product beta-eudesmol synthase-like. NCBI's taxonomy places the organism in Eukaryota, Viridiplantae, Streptophyta, Magnoliopsida, Poales, Poaceae. Gene Ontology annotation, molecular function: magnesium ion binding; terpene synthase activity. The record is from RefSeq and is a predicted model, not a curated record. The transcript is spliced from 7 exons. Bases 185 to 1846 code for a protein of 553 amino acids. Gene Ontology annotation, biological process: diterpenoid biosynthetic process.
CGGGCAACUAGUGCAUGUAAGGUCUCAAGCUGAGUGCAUUAGUUUGUUUGUGUGUGUGAGUGUGAGUGUGUGUGUGUAUGUGUGAGAGAGAGAGUCUGUGUGAGCGUGUGUGUGAGAGAGAAAGAGUGUGUGUGAGAGAGAGAAGGAGAGGAAGAGAAAGAGAGAGAGAGAGGGAAAUCAAGCGAUGGCGGCCAAUCGAGUGAUCGCCCAAGGCUACACGGUGGUGGACGAGCGACGACACGAGGUCGAUUACCGACUCAGUGUGUGGGGGGACUACUUCAUCAAAAACCCUACGCUACCCCAUACUCAUCAGAACUCCAAACAAUGGAUGAUUGAAAGGCGUGACAAGCUAAUACUCGAAGCAAGGGACAAGUUACUCGGCUUAUCGGAUCCAUUGGCCGAACUGAAGAUGAUCGACGCGCUUCAGCUUCUCGGGGUUUCAUAUCAUUUCAAAGUAGAUAUAGAUUCGAAACUGCAGAAACUUUCCACACACAAGUUUGACAAUGAGAAUCUCCUCGGCAUAUCCCUUCAGUUCAGGUUGCUGAGGCAAGAACGUCAUCAUAUAUCUCAUGAUGUUUUCCAGAGCUUUUUGGACAACCAAGGAAACUUUAAGGCCACUUUACAAAGUGAUGUACGAUCUUUGCUUGCCCUCUAUGAGGCAUCUCAUCUUGGCACACCAAAUGAGCAAUUUCUAAAACAUGCCCAGAGGAAAACAUCCGGUCUCCUAAAAUCGAUGGUUGGCCACCUUGAAAAACCACUCGCAGAUAAAGUGAAACAUGCACUUGAAACACCAUCCUUUCGGAGGAUGAAGAUAUUGGAGUCCAGGCUAUAUAUCCCUCUAUACCAGGAGGAUAAGGAGGAAUGCAACGUAAUGCUACUUGAACUUGCAAAACUUAACUUUUAUUUGCUCCAAUGCCUUUACCGUGAAGAAGUAAAGGAAAUAUGCGAGUGGUAUCAUGGAUUGGAAUCACCAAGAAAAUUAUUCUAUGCAAGACAUAGACCAGUAGAAGCGUACUUUUGGGCACUUGGAUUGUACUAUGAACCACAAUAUGCCAAGGCCAGAAAGUUGCUAGCAAAGUUUAUAGCAACAAUUACACCAUACGAUGACACUUUUGAUAACUAUGGUGUAUUGGAAGAGCUGCAACCUUUCGCAGACAUCAUGCAAAGGUGGAACCUAAAUGACAUUGAACAACUCGGAGAAGACUACAAAGACUAUGCACAAUUUAUGUUUGGUACCAUGAUUGAGAUAGAGAAUGCACUUCCGAAGGACAUAGCAACCAUAAAUGUCAAAUUUAUCAAAAAAAUUAUUAAUGAGGUAUGCAAAGGUUAUGUCACUGAAAUUGUUUGGAGAGAUAACAAAUACAUACCACCUGUAGAGGAACAUUUGAAGGUCACGCUCAUUACGUGCUUUUAUUGGGCUAUUAAUUGCACCGCGCUUGUUGUAUUUGAAGAAAAUGUUACAAAGGAGGUUCUAGAAUGGAUGUCUACAUUUCCUCCAAUUGUCAAGGAUUCUUGUAUUGUAUCCCGACUAAUGGAUGACAUUGUUGCGCAUGAGUUUGAAACAGAAAGAAACAAUGUUGCCACUGCUGUAACUUGGCACAUGAAAGAGUACGGAACAACAAAAGAGGAGGCAAGUGAAGUGCUUUGGGACGUUGUGGAAAAUGCAUGGAAGGACAUGAACAAGGAAUAUCUCAACAGGACAGAUAUACCAGCUUCACUGCUAGUCCGUGUAAUAAAUCUUGCGCGAAUGAUGGAAACAAUGUAUAAGGAAAUUGAUGGGUACACAGACUCAGCAAUACUUAAGAAUCGGAUAUCUCUGUUGCUUGAGAAGCCAAUCAGCUUUUAGGGUACAAUCCCACAGAAGAUUGAAAUUUCCACCAUCAGAAUAAAAAAAAUUGGUAUUGUUGGUACAAGCUAGACAUGAAUGUGGAAAUAAUUGUCUUGUCUCUUAAUUACUCUGGUAUGUUUUUUGGCUUCUUUUCAAGAUGUCUGUUGUGUAAUACUCCACUAGAGCUUGUACCAACAUCAAACCAUCAAUAUUUGUACCUUUAUG